This is a messenger RNA of Theileria orientalis strain Shintoku, 1518 nucleotides long. RefSeq lists its product as uncharacterized. The coding region runs from base 1 to 1518 and encodes 505 amino acids. The transcript is spliced from 12 exons. NCBI's taxonomy places the organism in Eukaryota, Apicomplexa, Aconoidasida, Piroplasmida, Theileriidae. Gene Ontology annotation, cellular component: spliceosomal complex. The record is from RefSeq and is a predicted model, not a curated record.
AUGGAUGAUUCUACUCAAGAGCCAAUAUCUAGCAGCAACAUUAAAAAGUAUGUAAACUUGCUGUUGAAGAGAUACCAAACGAACCAGAAUGACAGAAUAACAAACCCAGAUGAUCCAGAAAAGUGGAUAAAGUCAGAAGUAGAUUUGGAUGAACACAUAAGGCUGUUUGCCGACCUUUCAACCAUUCCUUCACUAUACCCUCAAUUUCUAAACCUAGGAGGAUUUAAGGUUUUAUCGGAUAUUCUAUCGCAUCAAAACAUAGAUAUCGUAAUCCCAUGUAUCACGGUACUUUCGGAGCUCCUGGACCCGGAAAUAAUAUUUAAUUUAAACAACACUGAAGAUUUCCUCAAAGAAUUGGAAUUUCUAUCAAUCCACAAGUUGUGCAUUAAUGGAUUGCUGAAAAUUGAAGAAGAUAAUGGAGAAAUGGACUAUAACGGAGUCAAGAGUUCGUUCGAACUGAUUGAAAAUUUGGUGGAGAUAACGCCCAGUGUCAUAAAUGACAUGGCAACAAACGUGGAUUUACUAGGAUUCUUAAUCAAGAGAAUGAAAACCAGUAAAACAAUGGAAUAUGACUCGAAUAGAAUACACGCGAGUGAGAUAUUGUGUAUAAUACUGCAAGGAUCGGAAGAGGCGGUAGUGAAAGUAGGAAACAAGGACCCCCUGGACGGAAUAGACGCUAUGCUAAGAAUAAUAGCAAUAUACAGAAAGAGGGACCCAGAAAGCAUAGAAGAGGAGGAGCUGGUGGAGAAUGUUUUCCAGUGCCUGUGCAGACUGAUGUUCAAUAAGGACAAUCAACUGAGAUUCGGGAAGAUUCAAGGACUCCAGUUGGCAAUAAGGCUGAUACGUGAAAGGAGAAAAACAUAUAAGCAGGCACUGAAGCUUCUGGACUACGCACUGCUAGACUGCCCGGAGAACUGUAAACAAUUUGUUGUACUGUUUGGACUCAAGUGUAUCUUCAGUGUCCUGAUGAGGAAGGGAGUAUCUACGAAAGUGGGAUCUGAGGAGGAGAAACAGGAAGAUGAGAACGUAGUGAGCGUGCUCAAUUCACUGUGCUCGCACUGCAAUGGAGAAGAGUUGUCACGGGUGGUGAACAAGUUCGUGGAGAACAAACACGAGAAGCUCGAGAGGAUAGUGGAACUACACAAGAAAUACACCCAAAGGUCUAAAGCACUUCUGAAAAAGAUAGAACAGAACAAGCAGCACUCGAAGGAGAUAUUCGACAUGCUGAGUCUGAACGAGGGGGAGCAGAGCUACCUGGACAAGUACGAGGCGGGCCUGUCGAUAUGUCAGAUGAUAGACUGCGUGAUGGUGAGGCUGUACAACGUGGAUAACAAGAACCUGCCGCUGUGCCUGUUGGUCUUGCUACACAACAAGGGAGUGGACAUACAGGACAUAUACAACAACGUAUCAGACUUUUUGGAGCAUUUGUCUGAGGAUGCGAGGGACACGAGGGAGGUGGUGGAAGGCUUGCUCAAAAACUUCCUCAUGGGCGCGAAAAACUCGGGAUAUUUCGACUAA